Molecule: messenger RNA, 477 nt
Organism: Effrenium voratum
Lineage: Eukaryota; Dinophyceae; Suessiales; Symbiodiniaceae
Source: the annotation of a GenBank genome assembly
AUGGCAGUGAACUGCUCGGAUGCGGCGACAAUCGCGCGGCAGGUGGUGCGCGCGGCGCAGGGCUUCGAGGCCCAGGCGCCCGAGGACACUGCCGGCCGACCGGAAGCUUCUGCAGAGGAGCUGCCGCUGCGCCGCACGACCUGCUUCUGCAAAGCAGUGGUGACUCAAGUCCGCGGUGAUCCAGCUGCGGCCUCAUUUUGCCAUUGCUCCGUGUGCAGGAGCCUCUCUGGCGCCCCCUUCGUGGCCAGCGCCAUCUUCCUGCCCGAGCGGGUGCAGAUAGGUGAUGGUGAGGGUGGUUCGGCAGACUUGGUGGAGCUUCAAACCUCGAAGCAGGUGACGCGGCUUCGCUGCAAGCGCUGCUUCGCGCCCGUGUGCGCCAAGCUGGGCCGACGUUUCCUGGCGCUGCCCCUGACAGGCUUCGCCCCACUGCCUGCGGGCUGGAAGCCCACGCAUCACUUGCGCUUCGGCAAGUUUUGA